Messenger RNA from Volvox carteri f. nagariensis, 1001 nucleotides. RefSeq lists its product as uncharacterized. The record is from RefSeq and is a predicted model, not a curated record. Gene Ontology annotation, cellular component: chloroplast. Bases 615 to 1001 code for a protein of 128 amino acids. The transcript has 6 exons. NCBI's taxonomy places the organism in Eukaryota, Viridiplantae, Chlorophyta, Chlorophyceae, Chlamydomonadales, Volvocaceae.
CGCGAUGCUGGUAGCUCCAGCCUCCCGUGUCGGCCAUCGUCGUGGGGGCCAGGAGCGAGAAUUCCGUCACGUCCUGGGGACUGGGGUCUGCCCGGUAUGCCCGGGUGAGGAAGUCGGCCGUGCCCUGACAGCUGAGGCCGACCGGGACGCCUCUCACCUCCCACACAAUGGGCUUAGCCUGUUGCUGGUUCUUCACCAGCAGCUCCACUUCCAUCGGCUCCAUGUUCGGGGUCAAUUGCACCCCAGGCACGCGCAAUCGCCCAUUAACGAUGCGCCUGGUCGCUGUCAACGCUGCUAAACCUCCUUUUGGCACAAGGAUGGAGAGUUCCAUCACAAUGUGCCGUUCCCUUCCCAUCGGAUAAAGCAACCGUUUUUGAAUGCGAGGGCCUCCCCAACGGUUGAACUCCUGGUUGCUGCGGAAGAUUUGGCCAAUUGUUGCCAGAAUUUGAAGUCCUAAUGGACCGUAUAUUUGCGCGAUGAUGUCGCCCGUAUCUGAGCCCGCUGGCCACCGGACUGUCACCACGAUCGGUUCCAGUUCUAGUGUGGCUCUGUAGAAAGCCAAGCCUUCAUUUGUUCCGUAAAAGCCACUGACGGCCUUUAUCUUUUUGGUCGGUAUGGAUUGCGGUCUCGCGGCUGAGGGUCACCUCCCAGGGGCGGCCAACGUCUCCUUUUAUCAACCCAUUCAGGGCUGGACGCCCUGGCAGAUCGCCCGGCGGGCUGGCUAUGCACUGUUCGGCAUCUCCCAGGGCACGGAAGCCAAUCCCAACUUCCUUGACGAGGUCCGGGGCCUCGUGCCAGAUCCAGAAUCCACACCAGUCGUACUGUACUGCAACCUGGGUGGAUCUCUGGAGCCAACCAAGAACGACAAGAAUGGCCAGCAGACCCGCUCCAUGGUGGCCGCCUUCGAACUGGUCCGCGACGGGUUCAAGAAUGUUGCCGUACUCAAGGGAGGGUACACAGAUUGGGUCGCGAAGGACAGGGAAAUUGAGGUCUUCGAGUGA